AUGGCCAACCCACGAGUAGAAGAGCUCCCUGAGGAGGAUGUCAAGGCCACCGUCGAGGAAAGCUCCGACUCUGAGGCCGGUGAUGAAGGCGCCGAGGAGCUGAACAUUCCUGGUGGCUCCGGCGUUACCGUUCUCUCCCGCAACGAGAAGAAGGCCAGAAAAGCAAUUGGCAAGCUCGGACUGAAGCAUGUUCCCGGAAUUACUCGAGUUACUCUUCGCCGACCAAAGAACAUCCUCUUCGUUAUCAACCAGCCUGAUGUCUACCGCUCCCCCACCAGCAACACCUGGAUCAUCUUUGGUGAGGCUAAGAUCGAAGACCUCAACUCCCAGGCUCAGGCUUCCGCUGCUCAACAGCUUGCCGCUAGCGAGAGCGCCAACGCCGCUGCUGGUGAAGCUGCUGGUCAGGAAGCCAUAGACCUCGGAAAGGGCAAGGCCGCCGAGACCGAGAAGAAGGAAGAGGAGGACGAGGACGAUGGCGAGGAGGUUGACGACACUGGCCUCGAGGCCAAGGAUAUCGAGCUUGUCAUGGCCCAAGCGAACGUCUCCAGAAAGAAGGCUGUCAAGGCCCUCAAAGAGAACGACAACGAUAUCGUCAACUCUAUCAUGGCACUGAGCAUAUAA
Molecule: messenger RNA, 621 nt
Organism: Trichophyton rubrum CBS 118892
Lineage: Eukaryota; Fungi; Ascomycota; Eurotiomycetes; Onygenales; Arthrodermataceae
Product: nascent polypeptide-associated complex subunit alpha
Exons: 3
Coding region: 1-621 (206 amino acids)
Biological process (GO): protein targeting to membrane
Cellular component (GO): cytoplasm; nascent polypeptide-associated complex
Source: RefSeq, a predicted model, not a curated record